AUGACGGUGCUCAGUUCGAUAGCGGAAGAUCUUGAUAAAGAUGAAUGGAAAAAAAGCAAAAAAAAACAAAAAAAUUUAGAUGGUUACUCGACAACAGCCAUCGAGUACCAUUGGUGUGGAGCAGCGAAUCCGAACUGUCCGACAGCCGUGGUGGCCGAUGAUGUCGAACUACCUUCGUACCGCUUCGCCAAAGUGUGCAUGGACAGAACAAUGGCCACUACCGCUUCGGGUUCCUACUCGCGCCUCCUGUUGCUCUUCAUUUUCGAUCGAGAAAGCGGAUUCUAUAUGCUGCAGAUUUUCGUACCAGCUGCGCUCGUCGUAGUCAUCUCCUGGGUAAGCGUAAGCAUAAAGCAGGAGCAGAAAGACCGCAGAAGCAAGAGCCAUGAAUUGCAGGUGUCGUUCUGGAUCUCACGUGAUUCGGCGCCGUCUCGAACAAUCAUCGGUGUUAUGACGGUGCUCACAGAGACCCAUCUGAUGACCGGCACGAAUCGACGGCUACCGCCGGUGGCCUAUGUGAAGGCCGUAGAUGUUUACCUAGGCUUCUGCUAUCUGCUCGUGGUACUCGCUUUGAUUGAGUACGCCUGCGUUGCUUAUUCCAAGAAAAAGAAUGAAGAUCGUCGACGUCGUGAGAAGAAAAGUGAGCAUAAACCCACGCCACCAACCCCAGACUUGUUACAUGACGCUCGCCUGGCUGAAUGCACAUGCAAUGCAGCUCCUACGUCAAUCAUUGCCGUCAUCAAGCAACCGAAUCGCUUCUGUAUCCGUCACUCCCACAUUGACAUUGUCAGCCGAGUCGUUUUCCCUUCUGCUUUUGUCCUCUUCAAUCUGUUCUUCUGGGUGAUUCUGUUGGCAAAAGCGAAACGUCUACCGUACUUCAGCCCCAGCCCCAAUCCUCGAUGUUGA
Cooperia oncophora is the source of this 903-nucleotide messenger RNA. NCBI's taxonomy places the organism in Eukaryota, Metazoa, Nematoda, Chromadorea, Rhabditida, Trichostrongylidae. The record is from the annotation of a GenBank genome assembly.